Molecule: messenger RNA, 2055 nt
Organism: Leucoraja erinaceus (little skate)
Lineage: Eukaryota; Metazoa; Chordata; Chondrichthyes; Rajiformes; Rajidae
Product: deformed epidermal autoregulatory factor 1 homolog
Biological process (GO): regulation of transcription by RNA polymerase II
Cellular component (GO): nucleus
Molecular function (GO): DNA-binding transcription factor activity, RNA polymerase II-specific; DNA binding
Source: RefSeq, a predicted model, not a curated record
GGUUCGGAAAGACUCGGGUCGGCGGGACGAUGGAGACGAAGGGGCUCGGCAUGGAGGCGCCUGAAGUGACGGCGGUUUCGGUGAUGGCGGAGGAACAGAUCGCCAUGGCCGAGCAGCUGCCGAGUGCGGACGAGGGCGGCUUCGCAGAUGUGACAACGGUGACUGUGGGGAGUAUGACUGGAGCUGCCGAUAAUGUGUUUACCACAUCAGUUGCAAAUGCAUCCAUAUCAGAGCAUGUGCUGUCAGGCAGGACCACGCUGCAGAUUGGAGAAGGACUGCCCACGGACAAGGCAACGUUAAUUGUGGUUCAUACCGACGGCAGCAUUGUGGAAACAACCGGCCUCAAAACACCCAACGCACCCAUCACACAAGGUCCACAGACGCCAUCCACUCCUCUGACACCAGGUCCCGACAAAGAUGGAACAAAGUACAACUGGGAUCCUUCUGUGUACGAGAAUGAGUUACCAGUUAGAUGCCGAAAUACCAGUGGGAUUCUGUUCAAGAACAAGCUUGGUUCCGGAGGCCGUGGGCGUUGCGUUAAACACGGUGAGAACUGGUUCACUCCCACAGAGUUUGAAGGAAUGGCAGGUCGGGCCAGCAGCAAGGACUGGAAAAGGAGCAUCCGUUACGCUGGCCGGCCUCUGCAGUGCCUGAUACAGGAUGGCAUUCUAAAUCCACAUGCAGCAUCCUGCACCUGUGCUGCCUGCUGCGACGACAUGUCUCUGACUGGCCCGGUCAGGCUCUUCGUUCCCUACAAAAGACGCAAAAAGGAAAACGAAACAAGCACAACUCCGGUUAAGAAAGAAUCUCCCAAGAACAUCACACUGCUCCCUGCGGCCACAGCGACAGCCUUUACAAUGACCCCAGCUGGACAGAUCACUCCGUCCGGGACCCUGGCCUUUGAGCGGUCGUCCACCACAGAUGCCACGGCCAUUAUUGCAGAUGGUGCAGCCCAGGGAGAUGUCUUCACCAAUACCACAGAGGACGGCAUUCACCAGACACAGCCAUGCCGUGACUGGUGGUGGGACACAGCAAACAAAACACCGUACCCGCUGCAGGGGCAGGAAGGUGAACGGCAGGGUGGCCGAGCGGCACUUACCGUGCCCGACGUGUGUGGGGACGACAGCAGUCAGGGCCGUCCCCAGGCUCAGGUGGAGGCCAGUGCCCCCGGACCCUCACGCUCCCCUCCUCACUCUGCAUCCCCCGCCUCGCUGGGACCAGCGGCCAGUCCCGACACUCACACCAGCUCCAAGAGCAUCAGUGAGUUUGAGGAAGGAACGCAGGUGUUAGCCUCACUACCGGCCCUUGCAGUACCGACCCCACCAACGCCCACCAAGGUCAUCUUGCCCAGCGCGCUGACCGGGCUAGAGGUAGUGGAGCAGCGGAGCUGGCUCUACUUGGAGGAAAUGGUCAACUCCUUGCUGGCCACAACGCAGCAGCUGAAGACCUUGAUCGAGCAGGUGAAGCAUGCCAGCCUCGCCUCCAAGGAUGGAGCCAUCGCCCAGGCCAAGCUGCAGGCCGACACCGAGAGGAAGGGGAGCCUGUACCAGAACCAGCUGCCGUUCCACUCCACAGACGAGGUGGAUGAGAAAACUGAGAUCAUCAUCAAGCAAACCUGUGUGAACUGUGGCCGUGAAGCGAUGAAUGAAUGUACGGGAUGUCACAAGGUUCAUUACUGCUCAACGUUCUGCCAGCGGAAGGACUGGAAGGACCACCAGCAUGUGUGUGGGCAGCCGACAACACUCACAAUGCAGACAGAGGAGGUGCAGGUGUCAGAGGUCGACGUGGCCAAGGUCAAGGUGUGACGGUGGAUUGGUGAAGCUGCCAGACCCCAGCCCAGUCCGCAGAGCACGAUGGGGUUGGAUCGCCAAUGUCCACUUGUCCAGGGAGUGGAGUGAUAUUGCAAAAGGUCGGAGAUGCCCGGAGAGAGGAGCCCAUCGACUGUUCCUGACCCUUAACCUCAAGCUGGGUUCAAGUUACCGAUCACGGGCUGUGAACACGCGUGGGACACGGACUGAUGACCUGGUGCCACAAGCUCUACACUAGGUGGAAGGU